Molecule: messenger RNA, 4821 nt
Organism: Girardinichthys multiradiatus
Lineage: Eukaryota; Metazoa; Chordata; Actinopteri; Cyprinodontiformes; Goodeidae
Gene: gdap2
Product: ganglioside induced differentiation associated protein 2
Exons: 14
Coding region: 289-1767 (492 amino acids)
Source: RefSeq, a predicted model, not a curated record
CUGCAGCUCCGAUGUAGCGUCAGUCAGCUAGUAACACGUUUGCUAAGUGAGUCAGCCUGGAUGUUUGGUCCUUUUUAAUGACAUUUUUCUCUCGGUUGGAGUUAAUUUCCUUAUUAAAAUGACGACUUAGCGUAGCAACAAUCCCACCUGAGCCUCCAAUGCGUCGUUUCAACAUUUCUAUGCAUAUUUUAUGAUUAUUUUUGGCGUGGACAUCACCUCUGCCAGUAGACACGCUCCUCUGCUUGGAGACCCUGUGUGAGCUUCUAGUGCCAACCUCUGGGAGGUGGGAUGGAUCCUCUGGGCGCUCGCUCUCAGUUUGUGGAUAUCCAGACUCUUCCAGUGUGGCAGCAGCAGCUGAGUGAAGACACCAAGGAGACGCAGGUGCUCCAGAGCGACGGGCUGCUCAGCCAGCAGGCCUUUACUUCCCCCUUCCCCUUCAGACCGGACAUCAACCGCAAGAUCAUCCUCUUUCCCGGUGACAUUGCCCUGCUGAACUGCACUGCCAUUGUGAACACCAGCAACGAAUCGCUAAACGACAAAAAUCCAGUGUCUGACAACAUCCACAGGCUUGCUGGGCCCGAGCUGCGGGAAGAGCUGGUGAAACUCAAAGGAUGUCGGACAGGGGAGGCCAAGCUGACCAAAGGCUUUAACCUGGCGGCAAGAUUCAUCAUCCACACAGUUGGACCCAAAUACAAAGCCAAAUACAGGACUGCAGCAGAGAGCUCGCUAUACAGCUGCUACAGGAACGUCAUGCAGCUGGCAGCAGAACAGUCGAUGGCAUCUGUCGGCUUCUGUGUGGUGACUAUGGCCAAAAGAGGGUAUCCACUGGAGGACGCUGCACACAUCGCUUUCAGAACAGUGCGCCGGUUCUUGGAGAAUCAUGGAAACAGCAUUGAUACACUGGUGUUCGCAGUGUCAGACACAGAGGAGUCUGUGUACAAGAAGCUACUCCCGCUGUACUACCCUCGCUCCGAGGAAGAGGAGAAGGCCUGCCUUCCUCUCAUCCCAGCUGACAUUGGCAACUCAGAGGGAGAACCUGUGGUUCCAGAGAGACAGAUCCGCAUCGCAGAGAAACCGGGCAGCCUGGAAGAUGAGUGUGAAGAGGAGAGCCUGGAACUUGAUUUGGGCCAGGUGGGGAAUCACGCCUUUGCUCGGAUGGAGGAUGAUGUGGACAAACAAAGGAAGCUGAUCCUACAGGGCCAGAUGUCUGAGGCAGCGAUGCAGAAACAGCACCAGAGAAACUACAGCCGCUGGCUGUGUCGAGCGAGAGCGGAGGAUCUGUCAGACAUUGCUGCACUGAAAGCUUUAUAUCAGACUGGUGUGGAUUUAUGCGGCAGAACGGUGAUGGUUGUGGUUGGACGAAACAUCCCAGUGACCCUCAUUGAUAUUGAGAAGGCGUUGUUGUAUUUCAUCCAUGUGAUGGAUCACAUCACAGUGAAGGAGUAUGUGAUUGUUUACUUCCACACGCUGACUGGAGAACACAACCAUCUGGACUCAGACUUCCUCAAAAACCUCUUCGACAUCGUGGACAUCAAGUAUAAAAAGAAUCUGAAGGCCUUUUAUUUUGUACAUCCAACGUUUCGCUCAAAGGUCUCCACUUGGUUCUUCACCACCUUCAGCGUGUCUGGCUUGAAGGAGAAGGUUCUCUACUUGCACAACCUGCAGCAGCUCUUCACCUGCAUCAAGCCCGAGCAGAUCGACAUUCCUCCGUUCGUCCUGGAGUACGACGCACGGGUGAAUAGACCCAACGUGGCUUCUGGUCUGUGACAGGAGAACGACUGGACCUCUUCGCUAGGCCGACGCCGUAUAUUCAGUCCGUUAGGUGGAAGUCAUUAAUGGACAUCAAGCUGCCUGAGCGGUCUGAACUCAUGAACUCCAUCGGGCUCAGAACAGCAGGGGGUAAAUCUCGCUGUUGAUGUGUUCCAGAGGAGUCUCAGGUCAGAAUUAUCAUAAUGAGGUACUGUCUGUCAGUCUGACUUUAUGGAUUAUUCCUUUACAGAAAGAGUCGUUUUUUUAUGUAUUUUCUUCGAAGCGAAUAAAAAGUCACGUGUCAAAACCUUUAGAUCACCAUCAAAUCCCAGAAACGUCAACCUAGUACAUCACUAUAACAACCAGAGGAGCUUAUUCUGUGGGACAGAAUAUAAAAUAAGUUGGGACAAUAACUUGUCAUCACAUCUUCAUCACUCAUUUACAUAUAUGUUCCAGGUUAAAUCCAGGACAUGAUGUCUUUCAUAUAUUGGUGUAUGUGCUGACAAUGUUUUGAACGGGUUGCUGCUGUUACAGUUAGAAGUCCUGUUGGCUUUAAAAACCUUCUUUGUUUCCCUUUUGGCUUCAUGAUUCAACUGAAAGCUCAGGAAAUGUGUGGAUCUGUCAGCAUUUAGAAUGAAAUGAGUCAAUAAACAUACAUUUACUCUGCAAGGUUUUCUUUCAGCUGACUUUAUGAGUUAUUCACUUUGCAAGAGUUUCAGUUAAUAGGUUUUCAUGUAUUAUCAUGUCAGUGAACACACUGAAAAAAACAAAUUUAGUUGGCCAUUUUGCAGAAACUGGUAACGUGCAUGUUUUACUAUUUUUUUUAAAAUCUGAAGCCCUAAAAAAUCCAAAAGUCUACGAGACAUUGUGUGGUAACGAAGAAAUUUUAAACAUAUCUACACAUAAAAGUUAAAGUAAGUAGUUGUCAUUCCAUAGAUUAUCCCACAGGUUUAUAGUCGAUUUCCUGCUGGAAGAUGAACAGCCACUGUGGUUUCCUGUGUUUUGCAGCCACUAACGGGUUUUUCGCCCAGCAUUACCUUGUUUUUAAUCCAUUCAUCUGCUUAAGUGACCAGCUUGUCUGUCCCUACUGAAGAAAUGAAUAUCCACGGCAUGAUGCUGCCACCACCAUGUUUCUCCAUGGGGUUGGUGUGUUCAGUGUUAGUUUUCCACUUCACAUAGCAUUUAGCAUGAAGGCCAAAUAGGUGGACUUUGGGUCUGACCAGAGCAAGAAUUACAAGAUUGUCCCCGAACAUGCAUCAUGUUUUUACACCGCCAGGGGUUAACAUUUUAGAUGAGGGAAAACUGAGACAGAUUCUCCUGUAUUCUGUGUUGUAAAUACUGUUAUAUAUCUUAGAAAAUGAAUUAGGUUUGUAAAAGAAAUCCCAUAAAUCUGCCUAUUUAUUAAAAACAAAUUUUAUUUUCGUCUAAAUCGGCAACUUUAUAUUCAGAAUUUCAACUUUCUCUCUUGAUUUAGCCAUCAUCCACAGUCAGUCUUAUUUUUUUCCCAGUUGUUUCAUGAAGUCUAAAAUUUGUCUCGUAACAAUCAUUUCUCUUAUCCUCUCAAUAAUUAGAACCAGUUCUCUUUUUUAAAUUAUAAAACCGUUGUGGUUCCAAGUUUUGGUCCCUUUGGUGAAACUUAAGGAGAUAGUUCAGAUUUUCAGAACUGAGGGUUUGUGAAGAUAUCACCAGUAAUAGUUUACUUAGAGAAAGAUGCUGUUUCAGUGUUUGGAGUAAAGUGAUUAAAUCACAAGGUAGUGGAAGCUAACAGCUAGAAGAACUGAUCAGCUGUUUUAGCUCCUUUCAUUCGUUUAAAACAAACUGAAAAUGUUUGUUUUCAUGGGACAUGAUGCUCUAUGAGCACAUAUUUCAUUUCUACACUUUCACAAGACACCAUUGUUAGGUUUUUACAUUUUUUACGCUAAACUGUUACUACAUGAAAUUGCAACUGUUACAGUCCGUCUGACUGAGUCCUCUGGGACAGUCUCUAAACAACUGACACCUGGAAAAGCAGAGGAACCUACCGUCCUCUCUUAGUGGACGGACGAACACAGCUGAUAGGACGGAUUGAUAUGCUGCUGAGGCUGCCGGCUAAAAGUUCAACGUAGGAAUCGUUAGGGAUAACUACUGAUAAUAACUUCACAAAACCUCAUGUAAAAAAAAAAAUCAAAACUAUCCCUUUUAAUAUCAUUACAUUGCUACACUUGGCUUAAAAAAGUUUUUUUUUUUUUUCAAACAUAUCUAUGUCAUGAUGUUCAUUUUAACUGUAGUUACCAGACCUCCAGUCAGUCCAGUGGAAACAUUUGGUGUGAGCUUUCAGUCUUGGUGCAGCAGAGCCUUCCCCUCUGUAGUAAUACUUUCACAGUAAAUGCUGUCUGUCGGACUAGCGGCUGACACUGCGAGCAGAUUUCACCUGCGUGUUGUCAUGUCUUCACCCUCCAUCGCUGCCAUGGUCACCAUCUACAGGUUUUCGUUUCAGCUCCAUGGAAAGUCACAGAGCUCCUCUCAGGGUAAUGCUUCAUUUCUGCAAACGUCCUGAUUUUAGUACGGAUGAAACUCAGAAUCUCUGACUCGGAUAUUAGGCCACAUUUUCACUAUAAAAUAGAGAAGCUUUAGUUGCAAUUCUCAUUUUAUUUCAGAGAUUCAUCAGAGAGAAAAGUGCCAACUCACUCAUUUAAGAACCCAAGUUUUACAAUAAAAACAUAAAGCAUUCUAGUUAGAGUGAAUCAUUAUUGAAAUUCCAAAUAUUAUUUGUUCAUUUGUGGAAAAAAAUAUUGACUCUGCUGAGAUUAUUAUGAAGAACUGCAGGUGUUGGACAAAUUCUGUAGUCCCUACAAAUGAAGGUCCAUUUACAAGCAUGGACUUCAGAAACCGUUGUGAUCAUCUCAGAAUGUAUUUAACUGAGCCAAAUUAUGACUUCAUGGAAAUGUAUCUUCUGGUUUAUAAAUAUAUUAUAAAUAUAUUUGUAAUUUCACUGUUAUAGAUUCAGGCUAAAGGCUUUCAGGGUCUGAAUGUAUUGUCUUCUGUUUGGAUCUUUUGUUUAUGUUUUGAUUAAAAUGUUUGUCUUUCAUUAAA